This is a messenger RNA of Dimorphilus gyrociliatus, 5087 nucleotides long. Lineage: Eukaryota; Metazoa; Annelida; Polychaeta; Dinophilidae. The record is from the annotation of a GenBank genome assembly.
AUUCGUAACUAUGGAAUUUAUAUCUUUCGUAAAAAGUUUUCUUUUUUUUUUUAAAAAUGAAUACGCACUGUAACGUGAUUAAUUGAUUUACCUUCAAAGCAACGUACUUCACUUUUAUAACUUUAAGUGGUGACACUAAAAUAUAUAUGAAUGAAGCAUUGAUUUAACUACUGUUUAGCUUGUUUUCUGAUAUUCCCUAUUAUCGUCCAUUUUCGAAAUGUCUGAAAAUUACGACGAAAAACCAAAUAACGCUAUGUCAACGGUUGGAUACAAUUUAUCUGCAUUAUAUACCGAAGUACAAAAUUCUAUUCCUAGUGUAGACUUUAAUAGCGAAUCUGAUGAAGAAUCUUCAGAAAUUUAUCAAAGAACAAUUACUAGUGAUAUAGCAUUGGAAUGUGAUAUAAAUAUAAAUGAUGCUUUGCAAACUGAAAACUUAAAGAAUAAUGUUACAAGUGAUAUUAUUGAAGAAUCAAAAAGUGUUGACACAUCAUUAAAAGAUUCUCCACCGGACCUGGACGCAAAUUCUCUAUCAAAAGAGGUUGUAAUGCCAAAUAAUAUCGACACAAUAAUAUAUAAUGAAGAAAAGGCUCCAAAUAAUUCAAAUGUAAAAAUUUCUGCUAAAGAAGUUGUUUCUAAAAUAUUUACAAAUGAAUUUGGUACACUUAAUGUUUUUGAUAACUUGAAAGAUUUAGAUAAUCUAGCAGAUCCUGUGAUUCCUGAUGAACAAUUGGAAACUUCAAUUUAUCCAGUUUCUAAUAAAGAAGUUUUCGAUGGCGAUAGUAAAACUAUACUUCAAAAGCUUGCGGAAAUGAGUGUUAUUCAAAGCGGGACAGAGUUGUCAGACAUUGACGCAUUAACGGGAGCACUACGUACGUCUCCUAAAGCUCAUGUAAAAAUUGGCUCAAAUCAAAGUGCAAACAGGGGAACAAGUACACGAGACAUGCAAAAUUUACCAACGGGAGUUCUUAAUAAAAAUUUGCAAAAUAAGGAUUAUCCCAAAGAGAGAGCAACGAGAAAAAUUGAUUUAAGAAAUAGCGUGAAACAUUGUAAUAUAAACGAAAGAAAUGAUAGUAAUUUUUCUAAAAUGAAGAUUUUUAGCCGAGACAAUGAUUCUGGUAAUUCGUCGGAUUCGAGUGACAAUGAAGAAAGUCCUCAGACCUGGGCUGAAUUAAGGAAAAUGUACAAAGAAAAAACAAUGAUAAAAUCCACAUCAACAACCACUGAAACGCCUAUAAAAGAGCCUGUGAAAACUCCUUCUGCUCCCAAGGAAAUCCCUGUCACUCUUAAAGAUAUAACAAAUAAGAAAACGAAAAAAGUUGAAGAAAGUUCAAUAAAAAUUGUUAAUGAACCGAAAUCGGAGAAAUCGUCUACUAGCGAAAAAGAGAUAGAAAAGAAACUCAAAUUAUCUAGAAAAAAUCUGGAAGAAGAAGAGAAACGCAAGCAACUUAGAAGGUUGUUGAAUGAAGGUUUAGAAAAAAUGAGACCAAAGGUUUCACUAAAAGGAAAUCAUCCUUCUGCCGAAAAUUCUCCUUUAUUAUUUAAUUUGACUUCUAAUAAAAAUUUGGACGAUUAUGACUUGAAAACAUUGCCACCUGAUGACGUCAUUGCAAAGAAAGAAAUUGCCUUACUUCAAUUAAAACUCUUAGCGCCGGGUGAAAUCUUGAUGAAGAAGGGAAACUCUUAUACUCGUAUUCCGGCAGGUUUUGAAAUAUUGUUAAUUUGGCUACUACAGCUAGUACCCGAAGAUUUUAAGACUCUAAUUAACGGACCAAAAAACAAUGAGUUAUGUCCUCCGUUUCACGUAAUUGGAGUACAACAAAUGCUCGUAGACGAUGAGUUGAACUUGAAUAUCGCUGUUGUUCCCAAUACUCUGUUUGAAAGUAAGGAUGUUAUGAAUCGUAUUGGAAAGAAAAGAAAAGGAGAUUCGAAAGGUGCUAGCCAAUUUCAACUUAUGCUGCAAAAAUUUUUAUCUUGUAAAAAUUUAUCAAACGUUUGUCCAUGGAUAGAAACGUUUUAUUUCGGCAAUGGUUCCUCGCAUACAGUCGAAUUUACUCAGAAACCUCUAGCUACGUACAUAAAGGUUGUUAAUGAUAAAGAAAUAACAAGAAGAUUUUUUGAUUUGGAACCUUCUUUUUUCACUCCUACAUACGAAACAAGCGAUAAUUCUUUUCUCUAUCAUAGAACGAUUGGAGUUAAUUUAGAUAAUAAAACAAUGGAAAAUACCAUUGAAAAUACUUUAUGUAUCAUUCCCAGGAAAACUUUUAGCAAGUUAAAUGUUUGUUUUGGAAUUUUAUUUCAAAUUCUUAAGGAAGGACUGGAUCUAGUUGGAGUUAGAUUGAUGUAUUACUCGAAAAAAGACCCUGAUUGUGUUAAAUUUCACGAGAAAUCGUUAAAAAAUCCUGUUAAAGAUGAUGAAUCCUUUGAUUGUGCAUUAGUUUUAUGCAUUAGAGGCCACAAUGCCAUAAAGGUUUGGUUUAAUGCUGUCGGUCCCAUGGACCCUCUACUUGCCAGGCAGACUGAUCCUAAUUCUCUUUCUGCUUUAUACGGUGGAUCUUCUCGCAAUGACAUUUUAGUGCAUUGCGCGAAAACUCCGGAAAUAAUUCAUAGUAAAAUAUGCAAAUGGUUCGGUCCUCCUGUUAAAAAAUUAACGUCAAAAUGUGAUGUUCAAAAGAUUAUAAACUCUUAUAAAAACGAUGGUGAUAUUGGAUUUAUGACUAAGGCAAAUUUCCUAUUGUCAUGUACGUGCAGUGAUGUUGUUCUGAUGAUAUCUCCUUUGGUUUUUACUCGUUGUCUCGGAUACUUAUUAUCUUCUAUUCAAGAGAAAGGCUUCCGAUUGAAAGCCAUUGAAAGGAAAUAUUUAACUCCCAAACAAGCAUCAAUUCUUGGAUUUAACGACGAGAGCUUGGAAACGUUUGGGAUACAACACUCUGAAAAUGUUGAAGCCAAUGCACGACACCGACCAAUAACUUUUAUAAUUUUGAAUAAAGAAAAUGCUCAACGCCAUUUGGAAAAUAUUAUCUUACACUGUUACGGUCAAUUACUCGAAGCCAAUAUUUGGCAAGAUAUUCAAUAUUAUACAAGAUAUACUCUCAUACCAAAUAUUCUUAUCCGUGGAAUAGCGAUCUCGAACACCACUCAACUUUCAGUCGUAAACGAUGUAUUCAAACCUUUAAAAGGACCAAUUUUAUAUCCUCCAUCAUUUAUGUCUCCGAAAAUAUGUAGUAAUCCUGAAAUGGAACAAAUAGCUUGUGUUCAUUUUAUCGGCGACAGAAUGAUCCAAGAAACAGGAUGUAUUCUUGCAAGAUUACAACAAUUCAAUCAAUCAUCUUCAUCUCUAUUCCAUAAUCAAGAUGCAUUUGACGGAUUUGAACUUCUCGGAAUACGCCUGAUACCAAAGCUUGAUAUAUUUGAAUCUAGAAACUUGACACCUUAUUCACCUGGUGAUUGGCAUUACAAAAUUAGUAUUGACACACUUUGUGACAAGCCAGCUCUUGUAAUGCUUGUAAGAGGAAUAAAUGCGUUCAAACGACUAUUCAGCAUUGUUGGCACACCUAAAAUAAGAAAAUGUAAUGAAGCAUUCAAUCCGAAUGAUCUCGAUAAAAUUGUUUCCCCAAGACCCGAACUGGCUUACACCUAUGCCAACUUAUUCUUUUCAAGUGACGACCUUUUUGAAGAUAAUCAUUCUCGUCCACUCAUAUCGUAUAUACCUGCGGCAAUGUAUAGAUUGCCAGUGAACAAAUCAGCUCAAGUCGAAGGCAGUAAAUAUUUUUUCAAAGAAGAUAUCUUUAAGAUACUACAAAGUGAACCAAGGCGACUUUUUACUAUUUUAGUGGCAAAACCAGAAAUUAUUCAACGAAAUAUGCUUGGAAAACUUGUGAAAAAAAUUUUACAUGAACGUUUUGCUAUUGUUAACUGUCGAAUGAGAAUGCUAACGGAAGAUGAGAUACUGCUAAUUGCAUGGGCUAUUGUUCAUAAUAAAAGAGAGGAGCUCUUAGAGAAGAGUCAUCUUGAAAAAAUUCGAGAUCGACUUAUAAAUUUCCCAUGCGUUGUAUUCUGUUUAGAAAGAGAAAAUGCUGUUAAAAAGCUUUUGGAUGUUGUUGGACCUUAUAAUCCUGUAACAGCUAGAAAGCAGAAUCAGAAUUUAUGGCGGUCAGUAUUUGGCACUGAUAAUGUUUGUAAUGGAUUAUAUUGCUCAGAAGAUUACCAAUUAGCUAAGUAUGAAGUGAAGCAUUUUUUUCGUCAAGGAUUAUGUGAAGAUAGCACAUAUGACUCUGAUCUACUUGAAAUACCGAUACCAUGUGUUGAUGAAGACGUAGGAAUUAAAGCCUCAACUAACCGUACAAUUACUUAUACUUGCGAAGCUAAAAUGAAGGAAAAGAAACAAAUGAGUCUUUUACAAACAAAUUGUGUACUAUUUCUACCGCAUAUUGUUUCAAGAGCUUUUGAAAGUGAAAGACCUGCUUGUGGAGAGAUAAUUGAGUAUAUGGAACGCUCUUUUAAAAUCGUUGGAAUGAAAGAAAUUAGAUUUACUACUAAUCAGGCUGAAGAAUACUUAAAGAUGAGUAAUAUUGGUAAUUUUGACAAAGUCUCUGAAUUGACUGAAGGACCUUGUUUAGUUAUUGCCCUCGAAAGAGAUAAUGCAAUACUAACAUUCGAGGCGGCAUUAGGAGGGCCAUACCAGAAAUCUUCCAUCUAUUCAAAAUAUCAUAAAUACAUGAUGUGGCCUAAAGCGUCUAAAGAGGCUUCGAAACACUUGAAAUUCUUUUUCUCCGAAUUAACAAAUAAUCCCGAUGCCAACAUAUCAACUAAUACGGAGCGUUUACUUUAAGAAUUUUUAGUUCUUAAUAUCAUUCCGAAACGUUAUAUAUUUUGGUUUUGUUUUUUUAAAGAGACAAUUUGAUGUGUAAGAACAUUAUGGGUGCUGUUCGUUGUUGUUUUCAGUAUUAAUUUACGGAACAAAUUUUUUUACCUAAAGAUCAAUGCACUAAUUGUUUAAAUUUAGAUUAAAUUUGUGUUGAUAAGUGAAUUUCGAAUACUGUGUAUACAUUCAAUACUUCUAUUUAUAUUUAAAAAAAUAAAUAGGUUGC